GUUAGUUGAAUGAUGUAUUAGUCUUACUUACUGUAAGAUUUUUUUUUUUUUAUCUUAUGUGUCUUGUCAAUCUGAAAGGUUAAAGCAACGUUUUGCCCUUUGAGAUUAAGUAAUGGUUAGUUGAACCUACCUUUUUCUUGGUUAACAUACAGUAAGCAUUCAUGUGGUCAGUUUUGUGUUUACUUCUGCAGCAAAUGAUUGUCUCUCUCUAUAGCUUAAGGGAUUUUUUGCUGAAUGUCAUGUAGUUUUUUUAUCAGGAUGAAGAGUUGUCUAAGAACUGAUGCUGAUUUGCUGACCAAUCUGCCCAAUAACAUAAUUGAGAACAUUCUUGGAUGUUUGCCUCUUCGAGAUGUGGUGAGGACUAGCAUUUUGUCGAGAGAAUGGAGGUACAAAUGGGCCUCAUGCCCGGAUAUCGUGUUUGAUUUCUGGUUCGAUCAAAUGUUUCUGGGAGGCCACAAACUGGAGUCCCUGAUUUACCAAAUAUUGAAACUCCACAAGGGCCCCUUGCUAAAAUUUGGUCUUCAAGUGCCUGAUCUCAAGAGCAAUCCUGAUAUUGACCAAUGGGUUCGUCUGCUGCCGAAUAACACUCUGCAAGAACUGACUCUCCACGUGUCGAGAGGAGAGGCGCACAGGUUGAGUUCGCAUCUGCUUACUUUCCAACAUCUGAAAAACUUGAGGCUCUACAACUGCGUAUUUGAUCCUGUCCCGGGGUUCAAGGGAUUCAGCAAACUCGUGAACCUUGAGCUGCAGAGCGUUGUCCUUGUGCCCGAAUCAUUCACAACUUUCAUUGCUUCGUGCCCUGCAGUUGAAAGACUGAGACUGAUUCAUUGCACCAGCUUCGAUUGCCUGGAGUUAACCGGCCCCAAGUUGAAAUACUUUGAGUUCAACGGGGUGUUCAAGUCGGUUUCUUUCAAGAACUGCCCUGCUCUGAAAGAUAUCAAACUAACCUUUUCAUCCAUGGAAUUUAAACGGGGGAACUCCUUUUCCUUAGAUUUAGUGAGAUCCCUCAGCUGUUUGCCCGCCCUCGAGGACCUGCAGUUACAAGCUUAUGCAUUAGAGGAUCUUGUCGAGCACGAUGCGCCAAACAGACUGCCCAUCUCUUUGAAUACACUGAAGAAUCUCCACCUUUCUGAUAUGUAUUUUGAGAAGAUUCAGGAGUCUUCAUGUGCCAUCUGUUUCAUCAGAAGCUGCCCCAAUUUGCAACGCCUUAAAAUCACCGCUUUCACCUUCGACGUGGUGGAUGCUGUGGCAGACUUCUUGAGGUCACAAACAAGUUCGGAGUCCCUGGCUCAUCUGAAAACCGUGAAGAUGCAGCUGUUCUCUGGGAUCGAAGCUGAGAUGGAAUUCGUGAAAUAUCUAUUAGCAUCAGCUACAGCACUGGAGGAAAUGGCAAUCACACCCCAUGCCGGCAGCAUUGCUGAUGGAGGGGAGUCGAUACUCAACGAGCUCAAGCAAUAUCCACGAGCAUCACCGGGUGCAGAAAUCUUCAGUUCAGAGAACAACCAUGGGAACAAACAUGUGUAGGUGCGUCAAUCUUCACUAGUUAGGCUCUUUGUAAAUUACUCUUCUCUUGCAGUUAAGUUGAUAGUAGAGAAAUGGUUGUGGUUUUGUUAAGUUGAUUAUAAGUAACUAAAUGUAAAUUAUAAGGAUAAAAUUAUUCAAAUUAUGUAUUUCUAUGUGAGUUAGUGUCCCAAAAAAAAUGCUUAUAUUUAGAGGACAUAUUAAAAUGAAAAUAAAUGCAUAAUUUUUAGA
Messenger RNA from Salvia miltiorrhiza (redroot sage), 1752 nucleotides. RefSeq names its product F-box/FBD/LRR-repeat protein At1g13570-like. The coding region runs from base 235 to 1524 and encodes 429 amino acids. The transcript is spliced from 4 exons. Lineage: Eukaryota; Viridiplantae; Streptophyta; Magnoliopsida; Lamiales; Lamiaceae. The record is from RefSeq and is a predicted model, not a curated record. Gene Ontology annotation, molecular function: protein binding.